Molecule: messenger RNA, 988 nt
Organism: Danio rerio (zebrafish)
Lineage: Eukaryota; Metazoa; Chordata; Actinopteri; Cypriniformes; Danionidae
Source: RefSeq, a predicted model, not a curated record
UAACAAAAAGCAGCCAAUCAGCAUUCGCUGAGCCACACACAGGCUAAUAUCCCGCCUCGGCGCUCAGUGUAUGAAGUGGAUGGAGUAUGAGUCGGAUCGCUGAUGAAUGCUAAACUUUGCCGUUUGCUGUAUAAUUAUUCUUCUGUUACGGGUGUUGUGCGUCUUUUCAAAAAGGAGAUGCAAAGCAGCCGUAAGGUUUACAAGAUGGUCCACACUGGAAAGAAACCAUUCACAUGUACGCAGUGUGGUAAGACCUUCACACAGUCAUCAUCCGUUAAUAGACAUAUGAUGAUCCACACUGGAGAGAGACCGUUCACAUGCACACGGUGCGGUAAGAGUUUCACACGAUCAUCAAACCUUAAUGAACACAUGAUGAUCCACACCGGAGAGAAACCGUUCAGGUGUAAUCAGUGUGGGAGGAACUUCAGACAAUCGUCGCACCUUUAUCAACACAUGGUGAUCCACACUGGAGAGAAGCCACACAGAUGUGAUCAAUGCGGUCAAACAUUUACAAGGGGUUCACUUCUGAAGAUCCAUCUAAUGGUUUCUCAUUCAAAUAAUAAUCCGUAUUCAUGUUCUGUGUGUGGAAAGAGCUGUACACGGCAGUCGAGUUUAAGAAAACAUCAGAAGAUCCACACUGGUGUGAGAGAGCAUGUCUGCUUUGAGUGUGAGAAGACUUUUGUUACAGCUGAUGAUUUGAAACGGCACCAAAGGACUCACACUGGAGAGAAACCGUACAUGUGUUCACACUGCGGCAGGAGAUUCAAUCAGAUAUGUAACCUGAAAGCACAUGAGAGGACUCACUCAGUAAUUUGCUAGCCUGACUUGCAUAUAUUGUUUUUCUUUUAGCGUUUCUCAUGAUAACCAGGGCCUGGUUUUUCAAAAGGUUUAAUCCGGAUAAAAUUGAUGUGGAUUUAGUAAUCCUUUUUUUGUGAUCACGUAAUCCAGAUUAGUUUUUAGAGCCAGUUUUUCAAAGCAACAUUGGAUU